This is a messenger RNA of Closterium sp. Naga37s-1, 1614 nucleotides long. Lineage: Eukaryota; Viridiplantae; Streptophyta; Zygnematophyceae; Desmidiales; Closteriaceae. The record is from the annotation of a GenBank genome assembly.
AUGACGUCAUCCAUGUCGUCACGCUCGCCGUUACCGGCCUGCCUUGUUCCGUUCUGUGCCCUCCUGCUCCUCGCGACGUUGCUGUCGCCGUCUUGCGUCGUCUCCGCCGCAAGUGGCGGUUCGGCUCGCCGCGUUCUUCAGGAGCCGCCCGCGUCGGACGAAAUCGCUUCGGCCGAGACCAGCGCGCUGCUGGCGCUGAAGCAGGCUCUGGGGGAUCACCCCGCGUUCUCGCUGGCGGGGAGGUGGUCUGACGGCCCCUCGUCCAAUCGCCAGGGCCAGCUGUCGCAGCCCUGCGCUGACACGUGGCAGUUUGUGACCUGCGACUCCUCAGGCCGCGUCAUUGCCAUCGACAUGAGCAACCCCUUCCUGGCGUCCCUCAACGCGUCAUGGGCCAGAGGUGCCACUCCAGCGGCUGUAGCGCAGCAGCUGACCGCCCGGGGCGCCAGCCAGCAGGCUGUAGCGGCGGCUGUAGCAGCAGGGGCGGUGGGACCGCUGAGGGGGGAGAUCCCGUGGGGGAAAAUGACGGCGCUGCAGCGAUUGGAGCGGGUUGACUUGAGUGGCAAUGAGGUGUCCGGUGCUGCUGUCACUGCUGCUACUGCCCUGCUUCCCAACCUCAAACACCUCAACCUGACGUUCAACCGCAUCGACUCACUGCCUGCAGAUGUCACAGCCAUGACUGCUCUCGAGACCCUCCAUCUGGACAUGAAUCACAUCACGGGGUCGCUCCCCGCGGGCCUCUCGGCUCUCUCUCGCCUCUCCGCACUCGUUCUCGGGCAGAACGAAAUUGUUGGCCAGCUGCCCGAGGAACUUGGCGCGCUCACCGACCUUGUGACCCUCGACCUGGGCGACAACCACUUUCAGGGCCAGCCUCCUGAUUCCUGGAGCCAACUCACCAACCUUCAAGUGCUUUCCCUCUACCGUCUGCCUGUGACAGCCGACUUCCCCCCCUCGUGGGCAGCCCUCGCAUCGCUCUCCUUCUUCUCCUUCUCCUCCGCUGCUGCCUCGGGCCCCUUCCCCGCCUUCCUCACGCAACUCCCCAGCAUCCAACGCAUCUAUCUGCAUUCCAACCGCCUGUCCGGCUCGCUGCCUGCAGACCUCUGGCGCUUCCCCUCCCUCACCGACGUUGACAUCUCAAACAAUUUCUUCAACGGCUCUGUGCCGCUUCCUCCACCUGAACGCCAGGCUGACUUCAGGUACUUCUUCAACUGCUUCUCCUCUGCAUCCUCCCCCCCAUCAGACGUGCCGGUAGCAGCCGAGGGCCAGUUGGAUGCUGCCACGUGUACUCAGUUCUACUCCCCUCCUCCCGAGCUUGAUGCUUCCACUGCUGCUGCUGCUGCGGGCACCCAGCAGCAGCCCUCUCCCUCUGACUCCACGUGGGGUUCAUCCUUCUUCACCGUCUGCCUGCUCAUCGCCCUCACCAUUCUCCUCGUAGCCGUCUCCUUCACCUGCUGCCGCCUCAUGCAGCAGCGCCGGCAGCAGAACAGGGACAUGCAGCAGCAGCAAGAGCAGAUGCGUGGGGAUGUGGAUUCAGAAGCUGCUGCAGAGGCGAAUGGCGCUAAUGCGGUGAGUGUGUGUGAGCGUAUGAGGGACAUGCAGCAGCAGCAGCAGCGUUAG